Molecule: messenger RNA, 883 nt
Organism: Diospyros lotus (date-plum)
Lineage: Eukaryota; Viridiplantae; Streptophyta; Magnoliopsida; Ericales; Ebenaceae
Exons: 1
Coding region: 31-528 (165 amino acids)
Source: RefSeq, a predicted model, not a curated record
GAGCCACAUUACGCAUAUCCUUCGCACAACAUGCCUGGCCCAUCUCAUCAUCUCAAACCCUCUUCUUCUUCCUCUUCUUCUUCUUCUUCCAUGAAGCUCAAAACCUUGCUCCAGAUUCUCAUCUCCCGAGCCAAGUCCAUUCUCGUUCAGCUCAUUGACCCUCUUGUAAAGAAGAAGAACAAGGCCAAGACCAAUAAUCAGCUCUUCCUGGGCUCCUUCCGCCUCCACUACAACUGGAGCUCCUCUCGCGUCCUGGACGUCUACUACGAUCCCACUUGGAGUCCCGCUUUUACUUUUGCGGAGCGCGACGAGCCCGGCGAGUCGCCGGAGCUCUCGGGGUACCUCCGGUGGCUGGAGGAGGAUCGGUAUCACGACAAGGCCGCCGCGGCGGUUGAUGAGAAGGAGAAUUGUGGCGGCGAGAUUGACAUGCUGGCGGAAAUGUUCAUAGCGAGCUGCCAUGAGAAGUUCAAGUUGGAGAAGCAGGAGUCUUACAGGAGAUUCCAGGAGAUGAUGGCUAGGAGUGUGUGAGUCACUGAUCGAUCGAUGAUGAAUUAAUUUAAUUCAACUUAUGUGAAAUUAUAUCCCUUUGUAAUAAUUUUAAUUAAUCAGCCAACUUUCCCUUUAAUUUAGCUCCCUUAAUUUCUUCUUUUCUUUCUUUCUUUUUUUUCUUUUUGGCUAUUAAGUAGACAUGGAAAGCGAAUGUUUAACCUUUCAGUUUCAGUAGCUAGUGCCUAGUAGGUAGCUGCUAUAUAUUUGUCCAUGCAUGUGUAACUGUGUGUGGGUGUGAGUGUGUGUCGGUUGGAUGAAGAAUCCGAUUUCUGUGGUGACUGAUAUAUAGAACCCAUUUUGGUUCCAUCCAUACAUACAUAAUAAUUCACAUUCA